AACGCCCUGUCGAAAGAGGAACCCCCUAGCUGCAUGCAAAUGACCGUGAAUGCUCAUGGAACUUGGGAUUCGAAACAGCCCCGAACCUUAUUGGGCAGUCUGGUUGCCAUAGAAAACCUCCCGCUGCUGGAGUCUUGCGACUUUCCAGAACCCUGCGAAGCAACGUGCAAUCAAACAGCUUCUUCAGCUGCUUUCCGGAGUUGGGUCACCAAUUCAGAGCGAUAGAUGUGGAAAGAGACUGAGCAGAUAGUCUUUGUAAGGCGCCCCCGGCUCAUUGUGCCUGCUUUUCCGAGUAAACAGUUGCUGAAGUGCAUUGGCCGCAGAUGGAGUCAUCAAGUUGUGCCUCCUUGCACAUUGAAUCAGAUGAUUUACGUAGUGCCGUUCCGCUGCAGCACGUC
This is a messenger RNA of Aaosphaeria arxii CBS 175.79, 398 nucleotides long. RefSeq lists its product as uncharacterized. The transcript has a single exon. The record is from RefSeq and is a predicted model, not a curated record. The coding region runs from base 40 to 225 and encodes 61 amino acids. NCBI's taxonomy places the organism in Eukaryota, Fungi, Ascomycota, Dothideomycetes, Pleosporales.